GAGAGCGCAUGAAUUUUAAAAUGAGAACGCCUCUUAUUUCCAGUUAUUUUGUCAAGACCGAAAUGUAUAGAACAGCAGAAAUCGAAGUUGUCCCAUUGUUUAUUUCCUGGUCAGUAGGUAGGUAAGGGGUCCUGAAAAGCCACGCCUACGAAACGUCUGUCUCAGAAACCCUGCUAUCACCAGUUGAUCUAACACCGGCAUUAGGGGGGAGACCCAUAUCCAUGGGGAGACCGGGGUUAGGGUCUUCUGACCGAGCUGGACAGAGGAUGAAUUCGGGAAAACUAGCAGACGGACGAGUCGCUGGCUGCGGCUCAUAAUCUGGAGAUGUAGUCCUCCUGAGUGGAUUAUCAGAAAUUGUCUAUGGCAACCUUCUGCAGCAGGGCAAGUGCGGGCGGCUGUGUUCAAACUGUGUCUGCACGAGACCGUGGCUAGCUCCAGAAACCACGUUCUCAUGAGUGUAUGUGAAGCUGCUUCCUUCUCCUAGCCGCCGAGCUAACCUGGAGCUAACGUCCAGCUAGCCGCAGCAGCAGCAAACACAGGGGACGGACGGCUAGCCGGUGUUAACCCCGCUGGAUGGGGGACGGAGCAAGCUAGAACCCUAACCCUACAGCCUGCCUCCGUCCCCCACUACGAAGAAAAAGAAAAGAAAAAUAAGUAAGAAAAAUAGUAGAGAGGGAAAAGAAAUGACAGCUGCAGAUAACCUGGAAGACAUCAAAGGAUCUUUAAACCCUCUGUCAGGUGAGAAGAGUUACGAUCUUUUGGCUGACUUCCUUUUGCCAGACGGGCUCUAUUUAAGCAAUUUCUUGAUUGAACGGGUCGGGAGGUCAUCAGGUUUGGGUUCUCCAGCUCCUCUUCCCUCAUUCCCACCUGGAGGAGACAUGCUGGACUUCCUGGUGCAGGCAGGCGAAAUCAGCAAACCGGACGGCCUUUUUGCUUCCUGGUACCACAGAGCCAACAGCAAGGAGGAGAUGAACGAAGCCCUCGCAAGUGAUGUCAUGAUCCUGGAGGCUGAUGUCACUCUGAGGGGUUAUGGGACGUCCAGCGAGGAGCCGGUCCCCAUCAUGGCUCAUCCUCCCGCUGUCCACAGCGACAACACUCUAGACGAGUGGUUGGACGCCGUGCUGGCCUCCAGAAAAGCCAUGAAGUUGGACUUUAAGGCUCUGGAAUCAGUGGGUUUGUCUCUGGACCUGCUCAGUCGGAAGAACAGCAGCCAAGGAUUAAACAGGCCUGUUUGGCUGAACGCAGACAUCCUGAUCGGCCCCAACACACCGGGCUUCAUGCCUACAGUCAAUGGAACCAGAUUCCUUCAGUUGGUUCAGGAGAAGUUUCCAGAUGCGACUUUGUCUCCAGGAUGGAUGGUGUCCUACGCUCCUCCACUGUUCACCUCCUCCUACACCAGAGCCAUGGUGGAAGACAUGUACGGUUUGGUUAAGGACUGUCCCCAGAAGGUGACGUUUCCGGUUCAUGCUCUGUUGGUUCGUGCCGGCUGGCAGCAUCUGAGCUGGCUGCUCAGCCAGUCGCCACGGUUCAGUCUCACCUUGUGGCAAGGUUCAAUCCAUCCCAACAUCAGCGACCUGCUGUUUGUCCGCGACAACUCCAACCCUGCCAGAGUUUACUACGACAUAUACGAGCCGACGCUGUCGGAGUUUAAAGAAGCUGCAACAAGGCAAAGCGAUCCGAGGAGGUUCUAUCCUGGAGGAGACCUGAUGGAUUUCCUUCAUCCGACUCGCAACUCGGACAACAACUUCCUGAGAGAAGCCGGCACAGAGAAACAUCGCAGCAGCAGCCUGGAAGUGCGCUGGUUUACAGUCACUGAUCGGGCCUCUCUGCUGCCUCAGCUCUCUGGUGAAACAAGUGGAGAUGGUGGGAUGUUGGUCGUUCAUUUAUCUUCUGACAGCAGCAGACCUGGAGUUCCUGUAGUGGUGGAAAGUUUUGGAAGGAGCUCAGAGUUGCUCACACUGCAGGACGUCCUCGAGCUGCUGGGGCAGAACGCUGAGGCCCGCUGGGGUAUUUACCUGCAGAUCCAAAGCCAUCAGCUUCUGGAAGCUUCUCUCCAGCAGCUGCAGUCGUCUUACAGCUCAGAAGAUCUCUACAGGCCAGUGUGGAUCAGCAUGGACGGUUUACAGAGUGGCGACGACGACACCAAGGAGUACUUUGUUUCCACGGUAGAGAAGCUGUUUCCUUACGUCACAGUCGUCCUUCCUGAACAGAAUUAUCCUCCAGUAAUCCCAGCAGCAGUGGCAGGUUUGUCCCAGCGGGUGGCACUACGCCUAAAGUCUGCAUCGCUGCCAACAGGACAGGAGGAGGAGCUGAACUCUCUGAUGGACAGAUACGACUUUAUACUGGAGGUGGACACAAAGACCAACACCGAAGCUUUCUCAGUGCUGAAGAUAUUAAUGACCCAGCGGACAGGGAGGGUCAGUAACAGAGAUCACGUAACCAACCUGUACAUAAUCUCUGAUGAGCAUCCCAACUGAUGUUUGUGUUCCACACACAUCAAUUUAUUGUGUAUAAAUAGACCCUGCGUGUCAGGCACAAACUCGUGUUAGUUGUGAUGACUCGAUUGGACAGAAUGCAGUAAUGUUUGCAUGUUUUGAACACUAGUAUGAACCCUCUGAUGUGCCUCUUACUAUCUCCAUAAUUACACCAAUUAUGCACCUGUGAAAACAGGACGAAUUGUCAGAUUUUCCUCAUUCAUACCGUCCUUUAACUGAGAACCUGCUGUGCUGAUGGAAAAAUCAUGCUGUUCUGCCAAAAAUACACUGUUUGUACGGACCAGAUUCAGUGCAAAACCAACAACAGUAUAAGAGCUUCUUGGUACAACCGGUUAGCAGUUAGAAUUGGUUAGUCAAAUGUAUACGUCAAAUCCAAAUCUGUGAAAUAAACUAUAUUUUUUGAGGCAUUCAUUUGUAUUUCAUGGAUUUUUUUUAUUCCAAAAUGCCCUUUUUCUUUUUUUGAUUUUACUGGAACAUUUCAGAAGUUUGCUUCCGAUUCAUUUGACCGUUAAAUGCUAAUUGGUUCGUAUUUCUUUUUGUUUGUCAACGCAGCCGAUCCAAACACUAACAUCAGUUGGCUGGGGUUAGGGUUAUUGUUGUUGUAUCGUUGUUGUUGUUGUUGAUCAAAACAGAGACAGACGUCUGGUUUUUUUGUCGUGUUUGUUUUUAGAAAUAUUCUGAUACAUCAAAAUUCUGAUACGUUAAAAGACGUAAAAUAAAUGUCAAUAAAAUUAUUUAAAAGAGCUUGAAAAAUUAAACUGACAUAAAAAACACAACCGGUAACAUAUGUUGUACAUUUCAUAUGUUACGCAUUCAUGCUAGUGCUGUCAAACAAUUGAUAUCAUGUUCACCAAUGAUCACAGGGUUGCUGUGGAUUAAUUUUGAUUAUGUCACGAUUAAAUAUUCAUUAAUCAUUUUUCGUUUUGCAUGAGCAGACGGGGGCUGCACAGUGUAGUACUGGUUAGCACUUUCGCCUUGCAGCAAGAAGAUCCCUGGUUCAAAUCCCGGCCUGGGCCUGGGAUCUUUCUGCAUGGAGUUUGCAUGUUCUCCCUGUGCAUGUGUGGGUACAUACUUCUCUGUCUACUUUACUCCAUGUAGGUUUCCCAAAGACUAUGAGUUGAGGAAGAAGUGGGAAGCAGCUCUGAGGACAGAGGGGUUUGCUGUAAAACAGCCUAGAGAGAGAGAUAAAUAAAUAAAUAAUAUUGAAUAUUAAUAAUUCUGUUGUUUAUUGUAAUUGUGUUUAUUGUAAAUGUAAAUAAACUCUAUCCUGUUCUAGUCUA
Molecule: messenger RNA, 3775 nt
Organism: Acanthochromis polyacanthus (spiny chromis)
Lineage: Eukaryota; Metazoa; Chordata; Actinopteri; Pomacentridae
Gene: fam151a
Product: family with sequence similarity 151 member A
Exons: 13
Coding region: 684-2477 (597 amino acids)
Source: RefSeq, a predicted model, not a curated record